AUGGCCCUCACAACAAAGAGCGGCGCGCUCUGGCAGAUGAGCCGCGCGGAAAAAGAAGAGGGCUGGACCGACGAGGGCCACGCCUUCGUCGGCCGCGAGGUCGUGCGCAGCACGUCGGCGACGGCGCAGUCCGUCGGCACGAUCUACUGCUGGCUGCCGCCCACCGUCGAGGACUGCUACGAGGACGAGGACGGCAAGCCCGCGCCGUUAUUUAAGGUGCGGUUUUUGGUGGGGGAAUUAGAUGGCGACGUUGAGGACCUCGACAUCCGGCAGGUCGUCGAGUCGCUCGUCACGGAGAGCGUCCUGCGGCCUCCGGCGCCAGCUCCGAAGCCGACGGCGAAGCCGAAGGCGAAGAAGCGGCCGGUCCCAGUCCCAUCCGAUGAGGACGACGACGACUACGACGCCGCCGCGCCGGCGCCCGAGUCGUCCGAAGACGACGAAGCCUCUGAUUAUGAGGAGGCUCGCAAGCCCGCGGCGAAGAAGCGCAAGGCGGCCUCCCCGCCGAAGCCCGCGAAGAAGGCGCCGGCGAAGCGCAAAUCCCCGGCGAAGCCCGCGGCGCCGAAGCCCGCGGCGCCGCCCGCGCCCGCGCCCAAGGUCAAGCCUGAGCCGGCGCCGGCGCCGGCGCCGAGGCCGAAGGCGCCCGCGAAGCCCUCGGGGCGCCCGGGCGCGGAGCGCGCGACGGCGCGGUACGCCUGGGAGCCGCUCUCGGCCAACCAGCUCGCCCUGGCCGCGGGCGACAACCUCGAGGUCUGGCCGACGAACGAGUCGUGGUGGUUUGCGCGGAACGCGCGGACCGGCGCCGAGGGCCGCGUGCUUAGCGGCCACGUGAAGGUCGGGCCCUGGCACGAGGACGAGGACGAGGACGAGGACGCGGCGCCGGCGCCCGUGCCGGCGCCCGCGCCCGUGCCCCCGCCGGCGCCGAAGGUGAAGGCCGAACCGGCGCCGGCGCCCGCGCCCGCGCCGAAAAAAAAGAAGAAAUGCAUCCUGGACACGUCCUCCGACGAGGACGAGGCGCCCGCGGCGCCCGCGGACGAUUCGGACACGGACCUCGAGGAGGCCGGGAAGAAGGCCGAGGACGUCUUCGUCUGCCGGCCCGGGUCCGGCGCCGACACGGAUGGCUCGGACACGGACCUCUCGGCCGCGGCGCCCGCGCCCGCGGCGGACGACUCGGACACGGACCUGUCGACGUGAGUUUAAGAUAUGUGAUUU
Pelagomonas calceolata is the source of this 1209-nucleotide messenger RNA. NCBI's taxonomy places the organism in Eukaryota, Pelagophyceae, Pelagomonadales, Pelagomonadaceae. The record is from the annotation of a GenBank genome assembly.